AUGGAGACCACCGAAUCUCCCACCGGCCCCUCAAAUUCGGGGUUGACACUGCCUCCAGUUGCCAAUUCAGCACAACCUUUACAUCGACGCUCGGUCGAUGGCGAGCUCUCCCCCAGAGCCCGUCGGCUAAGCGGCGAACCGGCCAAUUCCUCCAUCAAACCUUACAGCACCCCCGAGAUAGAGGGGAUGAACACGGUCCUGUACGCCAACCUUACCCUCAACGAGGGAGAUACGCUCGUUUAUGUCGACGUCCCCUCCUUACCUGAAGAUCAGCGCAUGAAAACCACUUGCGGCGGCAUUACCCCUGCAUCACAGCACUUUUUGGUCCACUCAAGCAAUCUUUUUGCCCUCUCAGACUCUAAGUUCCCCCAAAUGCUGGACAAUGCCAUCUACCAAGCCCGUGUAAAGCGACGCAGAAAACCAACAGAGGACCAGCUCCAGGGCGUCAAGUAUCUACUAGACCUUACACCUCCCACCGAGGGCGACGACCUCGUCUUCCAGAUUUCCGAGUUGUCACUCACACCAGGCAUCAUCAAGUAUUGGAGUGCGAAAGCACUCUUCAGCAUUGACCAAGAGUUGGUCACUGGUCAUGACGAUGUUUGCCCUUGCUCAUCUGACCAAGUCUCCAUACCCAUCCCUUCCCCUACAUUGGAAAUUUCUCAAGAUCCGGCUAAACAGGACGACGAUGGAAUUUCACCUACCUUUGUGCAGAAUAUACCCCAGAAGAUGAUCUCAGUCACCAUACCCCCGAGCGUUAGUGAUAUGGAAAUUUUGAAAGAGAAGGGCCAAGAUACGCUCAUGGACCCUCCCAACCACUACCAGAUACCCGACUACUGUGUCAUUCGUCAUUGCCACAGUAUAAUCCGUUUCAUGUUGAUGAUCGAGGGGGUAAACGUCAACCUGAACUCCGCCGCUCGGGUAUGGUCUAUGGUAGCAAUCAGCAAGAUCUUUGAAGCACCAUCUGUGAUUCGUGAUCAGGUUGCUAGCUGGAUAAUGUCAAACACUACGUUUAUUGAAGUUCUACCCGAAGAGGCUUUCCGAAUUGGCUACAGGCUUCAGCUACCAGAAAUCACCCAGGCAGCCUUCAGAAUCCUCGUCAACGAACUAGCACUUGAAGAGGCUGCCGACGGCUUUGAACCUGGUAAGCCCCGCCGCCAGGUGUCGGUAUUUGGCAGACGGCUUGGGAGCACCGACGACGAGACAGUCAAUGUCAUCCAGCAUGCAGCUCGUGCUUUUACUGACAGGAUUGUGAAGCAACACCACGAAACCAUUGCUCCGGCUCUGCUCGACAGGCUCGAAUUAGAGGAGUGGGAGAAACUGAAAACUCUCGAACAAGCCCUUGAGCAAGAAGACGAGUCUUUGGGUUUUCUCCUACUGAAACUCCGUUCGCUCAUGAGAGAGAUCCAAAAUUAUGUCACGAGCAACUUGAAUUCGGCAUUGUACAGGUGCGCUGACUGGGAUUGUUCUUAUCUUGACAAAGACCGCGUCUUGUACACCGAGCCAAAGGAUUUCAAGCCUCUACGAGAUAUUCUGUUGAAAUUCAACACGACCCAAAAACUUCUUUGUCCUAUUGUCUCUACAACGAUUAGAAAUGACUUGACGAGCAUUACCAAAGAUGUAUACUUUAGGCAGGAGAUACAGUCUUUGAAGCGAGAAUUGCUGCUCGCAGUAGCUCGGGCACCAUAUGGCAGGGAUUUCUCCUCAUGGGGACCUGUUCUCGAACGGAUUCCUGACAAUGCGCUCAUGCAACGACCCUACAUAGUGAAGGAGCCGUUGCUCAACCUGGGAAAGCUCCGCUCGGACAUCGUCGACGGAUUAGCAAUCACCAAGACUUGGGACCGUAUCAAGCAUAGGUUCCAGUUUGCCCUGCCUCUGACUCGCCACAUGCUUCUUACCCUCAACGAUAACGAGAUGAAGUAUCUUCCCCUGUGGGCGGGCGGAAAUGAUGACGGCACGGGUGGUGUCUUUGAGGACUUCCUCCCACCCGCGGAGAUGGGGCCUAACGGGCCUGGCCCAGCCUACCACACCGGGCAGACUUUACUUUCAGAGACAUCCAGUGUCUCGGGUUCACUGAUGGACGAGCUAGAGGCCAUAGAUAUCGCUGGAAGCUCAGUCGCUCGGUCGGUAGACGUGCAGGAUGGUACCUCGACGGUGUACCGCCCGGACCGAGUCAUCGCCCUUGGGUCUUCCAUUGCCUCUGAGAGCUUUUAUGACGGUGCCUCUGAAUUCGACCGGGCUGUAUGGGCGGCCCCUGCAGCUCACCAGGAUGUCCCAGGCCUGGACGACGUGGAUAUAUCGGUGCCCGGAGAUGAUGACUCCGGGUCUGACGCAACCAUUACUUCCUUCGGAGAUGAUUUCGACGAUGAUCUCGAUGAUAACUUCGAUGGCGACAUUUAA
Molecule: messenger RNA, 2397 nt
Organism: Clonostachys byssicola
Lineage: Eukaryota; Fungi; Ascomycota; Sordariomycetes; Hypocreales; Bionectriaceae
Source: the annotation of a GenBank genome assembly